Molecule: messenger RNA, 6295 nt
Organism: Gallus gallus (chicken)
Lineage: Eukaryota; Metazoa; Chordata; Aves; Galliformes; Phasianidae
Gene: RP1L1
Product: retinitis pigmentosa 1 like 1
Exons: 6
Coding region: 119-6295 (2058 amino acids)
Biological process (GO): retina development in camera-type eye; axoneme assembly; photoreceptor cell development
Cellular component (GO): axoneme
Source: RefSeq, a predicted model, not a curated record
GGCCUCACAGCCUGCUGGUAGAUGCCUGAGAGGGAUCUGAGCUCUCCUAUGUUGAGAAAGCAGCUGAGAAGAUAGAGCACAGCCUAUGGAUCUCUUAAGUUACCUUUAAGCGAGAGGAAUGACUCAGGUGCCUGCUGACUAUCUGUCCACCACCAGCUCCUACAACUAUGAUCAGCCCCUUCCCUCCGUGGGUAGGACAAGCACUGUCACCCAGGUACCCCCAGCCAAAAAAAUAACCUUCUUCAAGAGUGGGGAUCCUCAGUUUGGGGGAGUGAAGAUGGCCAUCAACCAGCGAAGUUUCAAGAGCUUCAAUGCGCUCAUGGAUGACCUUUCUCAUAGGGUCCCACUGCCGUUUGGAGUACGGACCAUCACCACCCCACGAGGAAUACACUGCAUUAGUGAGCUUGACCAGCUGGAGGAUGGAGGAUGCUACCUUUGUUCCGACAAGAAAUACGUCAAGCCUAUUAACAUUACUACUGCCGGACACAGACCAGGUCCUCCACGAAAUGGUCGUCCCUCCAGUACCCUGAGAAGAGCAGCCCAGGAAGGCAGACUGGAUGACUAUUCCACACCUUUCACUCAGCAUGGCCCCAGAAUACCCAAGAAAAUCACUCUUGUUAAGAAUGGAGAAACUAGUUUUCGGCGCUCAAUUAUCUUGAACCGCAGAAACGCUAGGAGUUUCAAAACACUCCUUGAUGAGAUUUCAGAGAUCCUGCAAUUUCCAGUGAAAAAGCUCUUUACUGUUGAUGGGAAGAAGAUUGACAGCAUGCAGGCUUUGCUGCACUGUCCCAACGUGCUGGUGUGUGUCGGCCGUGAGCCAUUUAAACCUGUAUCGAUGGAGAAUUUGAGGAAACACUCAGUGGAGAAGCUGCCUGACCUGGCUCCCCGUUCCAACGGCAACAAUGUCAAUGAAAACAAUGAAAUGAACUUUGGAUUGAAAGCCAAAAAAAGCGUUAUCCAUCCACGGUCAGCAUCAAGCAACAGAUCAAUGAGAUUUUCCUUAUCAUCAGAGAAGUCAUAUCCAAAUGGUCUUGCUGCCUCACCAGAUAACGGCGCACCUUUCUGUCCACAUUCAAAACCUGGAGACCUGGUCCAUUCCUUGGUCAAUGAUGACAUAGAAAAGCGAGUGCAUGUGAACAAGGAUGGCAGCCUGUCUGUUGAGAUGAAAGUCCGCUUCCGCUUGCUAAAUGACGAGACUUUGCAAUGGUCCACCCAAAUCAAAAAGUCAAAUUUGAUGAACCGGAUGCCUUGUGAAGAAUCAGGUCUAGAGGAGGACAGUGGAGUAGACCCCAUACAGAAAAUGAACCCAGAAGCCAGCUCAGAGGCAGAUGACUCAUUAUACCCAUGUGAUGUUGAUUCUUACAUGUCUAAACUUGAGGAAUCUGAGUGUGAUGAGGCUCACUGUCAUAGCUGUGGCAAGAAACACCAGGACUAUGAUAUUUGGAAAAACCCCAUGCACGCUUCCCAGAGAGAAGAGCCCAGUGUACGAAGCACAUGGCACACACGGUCAUCGUGCUCCAGUACAUCUUCCAGGAGGAGAGUAAUCCACAAAAAAAAAGCUUCUGUGGAUAGUCUCCGCACCACAUCCAGUGAGGAAUUCUCUGAGCACAUUGUGCAUGAGUCCUCAUCCUACUCAGAGACUAUAGAGAACAGGGUGGCAUAUCGAUCUAUUAAAAAGUGUACUUGUAGAAGUGAUUUGUCUACAGGUGCUUCCAAUGGAGAAGAUCAGCAAGAGUACACCCGGACAAGCACGAGCAAUAGUCAGAGGCCUUCUUCCUUGGGAUUAAUGUCACAUUCAAGUUGUGAAAAUAACCUGGAUACUCAAGAAGCCCCUGAAGACUAUGAGGCCAGUAAAACCAAUUCACAAAAGGAAGAUGAAAAUUGUUUUGAAAUUUCCUCUGUGAAGUGCUUAAAGGAUGACGCAGAGGAGGCUGAAAGCAGCAGAGUUGGGAGCAUCAUAUCAAGGUCAUCAGUGCAAUCCAGACAGAGCAAAAAUAUAUGUGAGGAAACAAGUAGUGUGGGUAGGACCAUGUCCUCCUCCAGCCUUCAGAAAGCAAAUGAAGGAGAUAACACUAUGUGUUCCACUCCUGCCAACAGUGUGCACAGCAGGUCUAGUAACUGUAGCACACCUAGAGCAAAGAGUGAACACGAUGACAACUCAGAAAACAAUGCAGUGGUCUCCUCCUUCUCCAGCGAGUCAUGCCCUAAGAAAGAGGCUGAAGAGAUUGAAGAAGAAGAAAAUGAAGUCAAUGAAAUCAGCUCAGUUUCAACAAAUACAAAGCCCAACCAAUCAGGUAAAGAUGAGAGUAGUGAAGGUGAGCAGUGCUCUGCACCAGGAACACCCCAGUCCAUAGCUAGUGUCAGGAAUAGCAGGAGAAGUGAUAGCAAUGAGAUUGUUCCAUGCAAUGCCUCUUGCUCUUCCAAAGGAUCCAAAAAAAGCAAAUACAGCCAUCUCUAUUUGGAUGCACAGUCUGAAAUGUCUGUGUCUUCACUUGAAUCCACUCAGAAUAAAAAGAAGAAUUCCCUGCACGCAGAAGAGCUAAGAUCAUGCAGCAGGGUAUCUAAUUACUCCAAAAGCUCAUGUGAAAUCAAGAAAAGAUCUAUUGGAGACCCUAUGUCUCAUAACUCAGGAUCUUUUCAGUCCAACAUUUCAUCUACAAGUGAAGCAGAGGCAAUUGCUAUUACUACUGAGGAGAAAAGCUCAAAAAGUACCACCAAUGGAUACAGUGCAUCCUCAAAAGGCUCAAAGAGGGGAAGCCAUAGAGAAGAAAACAGCAAGGCAUCAUCUCUCUGCUCAAGUGUUUCAGGCCCUAGUAGAAAAGCUGGAGAGGGUCAUUCCAAGAUGAAUUCAGAGGCCCAUUCUUCAAGACAUGGAAGUAUAAGUGAGAGCGUGUGUUCAAAAGGUGACCACUUAACUGAGACUGGGAUUAGGAAUGGAAAUCCCGAAAGUGUCAGUUCAAGAGUCUCUUCAAAGUCAGAAGUGGAAGAUAAACGCUUGCUGACACAAGUAUCCCAGGAAAGUGAUGGUAGGUGUUCACAAUCAAACAUGUCUCAGUCUUCAAAAUCAAGGCAGAAUAAAAGUAGAAAUCUUAAUGUGGCGAUGUCAAACUCCAGUCGAGCAUCACCAUCAGAGACUAUGUCAAUAUGCAGCAAGCAUUUCCCUGCCCCACCAAAAGGGAAGCCAAACAGUAAAAAACCACGGUCAGCCAUUUUGAAGAAUUCCUCCAUUAGCAGCAUAGGUACUGAGUCAGUGUUCACUACAGGCAGACAGCAAAAAGAUGUUGUAGAUUCCUCCAAACCAACUUCCUUUGGAUCUAAAUCAGUUGCAACUGAGGCAAAUGACCAGAAGAAUACAAAGCUUAAUGGUUCUUGCAGUGGAAAAGUGGAAGAAGUGUUAGAAGACACAGGAGUGCAGGAGGAAUGGAGUGGUUUAAUGCCAUCUAGUUUACCAAAUACAUCUCCAGAAGAAGUUGUGCAAGAAUGGCUAAGUAAAAUCCCUUCAGAAACAUUGCUUAUGAAAUAUGAAAUGGAGGAUAAUGCAGAAGAGGAAUGUAUAGAAGCAAUCACUGAGAUAUCAUGCUGUACAAAUGCUGAGGAAAUCCCAGAGGAUGAAAAAGGUGAGGAAAAGAAUGCUGCAGAAGCUGAAAAUGAAGCAGUGGAUGAAGUGGAGAAAGAGACGGUAGAAGUCAUUGCUGUAAAUGAAGAGGCUGAAGAGUAUGCAAAUCAGGAACAAAUCCCUGAAGUCAUGUCUGAAGCUGUCAAGGCUGACCAGGCAGAAUGCAGUCAGUCAGUUACUUCUAGCCAAAAUAACAACAAAAAAGACCUGCCAACCUCUGUCCAGACUUCUGUCCAGAUUAUGAAGGCCUUGCUCAGUUCAAAACAUGAAGCAAAAUUUGACCGAUCGAACAGCUUGCCUGAAGUGUCUCCCACAAUGGGGAGAAAACUGAGUAAUUCUGCCACUGUCCUGAUUACUUGUCUUGCCAGUCUGCAGCUCCUUGAUGAAGAGUCAGAAGAUCCAUCAGAUAAAUCAAAAUGUUUGAAUAAGCCAAGAUAUAUGGAACUGCUAAAUAUUUUCCAAGCCCUGUGGUUUGGACAAACAGCUGAAAAAAGCGGUCCAAGCUCAGGUCAAGAGGCAAGUGGACAAGAAAAGUCAGCUUCUGGAUUUAAAGUCCCAAAAUCUGUAAAUGGUGACUUCACUCCAAUGUCCUCCUCUGGGGUGGAUGUCAGCAGUGGUUCUGGUGGUUCAGGAGAAGAGAUUACAGCUGGUGCCAAGGACUGCAAUUUACUAGCACAAAAGACUGUUGAAUUCAAAUCUGAUGGUCAAGCGGAAGAUGGAGAGACUGCCACUGAACUGACUGAAACUGAGGAGCAGAGUAAACAGGAAGAGCACUCAUCCCGGCCUUCAACAGCCUGCUCAAAAUCAAAAGGUGAGGAAAAAGAAAAUUCUACUAGAGAGGAAUCUCUACUUCAAGAUCAAUGCAGUAACUGUGAGAAUGAUCAGGAGAAAGGGGAAGAGAAUGAGAACACAGAAAAUAGCAGAUUAGUUGAAAAUGGAGAGAAAGAGGAAGCUGAAGCUGUAAAUGAAGCACUGCUGAAAGAAAAUCUUGAAGAGGCAGCUGAUCAGUUAUCCACUACUAUUGAGACAAAUGUCAGUGAUGCUGACUGUGGGACAGAACUGAAAGCUGAUAUUCAAGAGCAGCUUGAAAAGGGGUCUACAAAGGAUCCAGAGCCCAAAGUUGAUACGGCCACCAGCAUGGGCACAUCUCUUGUCCAGCAAAACUCAGUGGAUCCAGAUCCCGUCUGGGUCCUGAGGCUACUAAAGAAAAUUGAGAAGGAGUUCAUGGCUCACUAUGUCAAUGCUAUGAAUGAGUUAAAAGUCAGGUGGAACCUGCAGAACAACCAGCAGAUGGAUGAAAUGAUCUUGGAGUUGAAGGAGGAAGUAAGCAAGAGGAUACAAAGAAGCAUAGAGAAGGAGCUGAAGAAGAUCAAAAGCAGAGCAGGAACCAAGAUGCCAAGACCUCCAGAUGGACCACUAAAGCGUGAGUCAACACUCCAAACUGAGCAGAGGAGACGGCGGCUGCAGACUAUGCAUAAAAAGUCAUUCUUCAGUGACAAGACUGGAACCCACAGUAGGCUUGCAGACACAUCAGAUUUAUCAUUAGAUGUAGAUGAAGAUACAGCAUUUAGUGCAGCUUUUGAGGCAAGUAUUAGUGAGCAACCAAGUGAGGAAGAAUACUGCCCUUGUGACGCUUGUGUGAGGAAAAAAAUGGCUUCCAAGCCCGCAAGAAACCCAGUGGUGGCCACCAAUGCCCCAGUUGUGAAAGCAUUUGAUUUACAACAGAUCCUGAGGAGAAAGAAAGAUGAAAAUGAGGAAGCCUGUGUCUCAGAAGCAGCCCAGGACAACAAAGCAACUCCCAGUAGUAAUGUGGAAGAAGCAGCAGAAAACACCAAUCCAGAUGAAGAGAAUGAUGAGAGUGACCUCCAGUUGGGCCAAAAGGAAAUGAAAGGAAAUGAAGAAAAGAAGUCAGUAUUAGAUGAAAUGGAUGGCUCAGUGCUGAAUGAAGAUGCAGAAGAACCAGUAUUAGAGAGUCAAAACUGUGAGAUUGAGGAGGAGGUUACGGAUGAAGAAACCAAGGAAGAAGAAAAGGAAGAAACGAAAGAAGUGGAGGAAGAAGAGGAAGAAAAAGCGGAAGACAUAACAUUGAAGAAAGAGGAGGAAGUAGCAAAUGGGGAAGAAGAAGAAAAAGAAGUGCAAAAUGAAGAGCAGGAAGUUGAAGUAGAGUCCAAAGCUGAAGAUGGAGCUGAUAAUGAAGCUGAAGAAACACAAGAGCCAGAGGGUGAAGAUAUUGAGGCUGAUGAGGAGGAGGAGACAUGCAAAGAUGUUGAUGGCUCUGAGGCAGAUGAGAAUCCUGAAGGAGAUGCUGUAGAAGGAAGUGAGGAAGCUAAGCAGGAUGAGGAUGAGGCAGCAGAAGAUGGAAAUGUGGAGUUAGAAGAUGAGUCCCAGAAAGGGUCUGAUGAUGAAAGUGAAGAGGAAUGCCAAGAUAAUAACUCCAUAAGCGAGCACCCCAGUGGAGAGGCUCAAAGUGAUGAGAGCAGCAAACCUUCAAAGAUGUAUCCUGACAGUGAGGAAGAAGAAGACGACAAAGCAUCUUCACACACUGAUCCUUUGGGAGAUGAGGAACAGCCAGAUGCUGAAGGUGCAGAUCCGAAGGGAGACAAACAUACUGAUAAGGUUCAGGCUUCUAAAAAUAAAGAAGGUUCUGAUGAAAUUGACCAGGAUGACCUGGACUUCUAG